GGUGGUCGCACACGAGCGCUCACAGGGCACUUGUUGAGCCUGAGUCCCUAACGAUGGCACCGCUCACCCAAAAGCAAAAGACGGCCAUGACGGCGAGAUUGAUCGACUUUACGCAAGCGACUGAAAUUGAUGCGCAACGCUUGCUCAAAAAUCACAAGUGGGUGCUGGAUCAUGCUGUUGACGCAUUCUGGUCAGAUCCAGUCGCUCAAGCCAACGCUCGCAAGCCUGCCGACACCGCCACGACCAACAAUCUCAACAAAGCCUUCGACUCCUUUGCAGGUCAGGGCAUCGAUCUAACAGAUUACGACGGCACGAUAGAGUACUGCACCAAGCUAGAAGUAGAUCCUACAGAUCCGAUCAUGCUCGCUGUCGCGCAACUUUGUUCAGCGCCAUCUAUGGGUACCUUUGAGCGCAAAGGCUACCUUGAGGGUUGGAAAGCGCUAGGGAAAGAGACGAUUGCACAGCAAAAAGCCUACAUACCUAGCUUGCGCGACGAGAUGUCUAGGGAUAUGCACCUUUAUCGGAGGAUAUACAGCUUUACGUUCGACUACGCCAAGGUCGAAGGUGGCCGCGUCAUGGCGCUCGAAACUGCAAUUGAGCUCUGGCAAUUACUCCUGCCACUCGCACCGGCUCACUUCUUCGAGCCGCAUUCCAUGUUCAGACCCCUACAGGGGAGUACAGACAUGACGCAAGGUCUGCAAGCUUGGACGACUUACCUGACCGAGAAGACAAAGAACAGACCGAUCAGCAAAGAUGUCUGGUCACAGUUCCUCGACUUUGCAUCAAUUUGCGAUGCAAAAUGCGAGUCGUACGAGGACGAUGGCGCCUGGCCGGGCUUGAUAGACGACUUUGUAGAGAGCUCAAAGGCGAUGGACACGGCUUAGACGAACUCGUGAAGACCUUCUGUAUGUGAACAACAAGCAAGCAAACGUUAGUCUAUCGUGUUGAUACUUCAUUCUAUGAGCGAAACGAGACAAAGAGCGCCGCCAGUGCC
This is a messenger RNA of Mixia osmundae IAM 14324, 994 nucleotides long. RefSeq lists its product as uncharacterized. Gene Ontology annotation, molecular function: ubiquitin-like protein binding; cullin family protein binding; ubiquitin conjugating enzyme binding. NCBI's taxonomy places the organism in Eukaryota, Fungi, Basidiomycota, Mixiomycetes, Mixiales, Mixiaceae. Gene Ontology annotation, biological process: positive regulation of ubiquitin-protein transferase activity; protein neddylation. The transcript is spliced from 8 exons. The coding region runs from base 54 to 884 and encodes 276 amino acids. Gene Ontology annotation, cellular component: ubiquitin ligase complex. The record is from RefSeq and is a predicted model, not a curated record.